UACCCAACCCUUUACGGCAUCGAUAAUCUCAGGUUACACUGCUCAAGUACACGUGCAUCACAUUGGGCAGUCACGUUAGUCCUAUCUUGAAGGCUGUGAUUCAUCGCCGGAGACUUCGAAGCAUCAGUGAUGGACUCGAGAGCUCCCACCGGACGUCUGCAUCUGACUUAAUUGCAGCAGGUGCUGUUAAAAUUGGCCGGCGUCUACAUAAAUACGUCCUACCAUGCCACUAAGCGACUGCUUAACCCUCCCGCUAUAAUGGAGCAGCGCCCCCAUGUCCUCUAUAUCAAUCAUCUCAUCCGCAAAGGUCAUGGAUAUCCAUUUUGGUUUCCUGAACCAGAUUCCAGCCGCUCGGCAGCCUACACCGAGCGUGGUAUACAUCCUGGGGACGUAGGCAUCCUGAAUGACAUCGGCGGCUUCGAUUAUCUCUUCAACAUCUUUAGUGAUGCCGGAGAUCCGGUCAACAACGGCAAUGUACCCCCCAACUUCCAGCCUCUUCGUCCAUCGAACUCCGAACCUCUACGAGUUAUGCCAGGUUGUUAUGGCUAUAACAUCACCAGCGCCGACGUCAGCUAUUCAGAGAUAUCAGCGGGUAUUUCCGCCGACGUUACUGGUCUUGCCCGGGCGGAAGCAUCCUUCGAAUUUAGCACCACAAAGGAAUCUGCGGCUAUCUUAUGUCUUCCUAAUAGUGCCACAAAACACGAAAUUUUGAACAAGGCAGCGAUCAAGGCGUACACUACUGCCAACGGGGCAGCUUGGUAUAACUAUGUCAAUAGCUCGCAAUACUUGGGACGAGAGGCACCAAAUGGGUCCCUAUAUGUUGUCACUGGAUGUGACAAAACAGAUUCUUGGGGUACCGCAGCCGUUGGCAAGCCGUCUCAUAGUCGCUCGGUCCGCCUUAGCUUUAUUGCUGCUGGCAUGGGGGGUGGAGAUAUAAGAGCUGGUCAUACAUGGAGUGCUGGAUUCUCAGCAGAUACGCGCAUUUACCCUCUUCCUUCGACUAGUUAUCCUUAUCCUGUGGAUCGUGAAAAUCAGUGCAUUUUCGCGCGGGGCUUUACCAUAUCUCUGUCGGAAGGCCUUUUCAAACCCGACGGGAAAACGGUCUUAACGAACAUCUCUGGCUCUCUCAAAGACAAGGUCCCUUCCUUUGAUAAUAAGGCGCCCUGUCCACAAUUAUCUAGGGAAGCUGCUUUGCCUGGUUGUUUUUCGCUCCGCUCUUUCAUGAGCUGGAUAUUGCAUGGCACGCCAUCAGUAAUGGAUAGUGAGGAUGACGUGGACUCAAACACGGACUGGGCGCCAUCAGACAUAGGCUUCGACUGCGAGACGUCGAUAUCCGAAUUUCCCCCGCGCUACAGUGAACUCAUGAAUCCUUCCGCCGCUAUGAAUUCAUAUCUCUUGGAGAAGGAUCCAACCCUUGAUAUCGUAGUCACACACGACGAAGAAUGGAUGGAGAUCGUCCCAGAGUCCGGCAUGAAUGAAGACACUACGGACGAGAUUUUCUGGGCCCGGAUUCGGGAAAAGCUAGAUAAAAGGUCGCCCCCAUCCACAAUCGACUCGAUAUGUUUGAAUAGCUCCGCAAUCCUUAUCUGUUGUGGAAGCGACCUUCCAGAGACGUUUAGACAAUGUGGACAUAUGGAGAGGGCGAACGAGUAAGAAUGCCAUUGUCUGUUUGAAGGUUAUCCGGAGCGAAACAAAAAGUGGUUAUAAGGAAAAACGUCCCCCGGAAGCUCAAAUAUGGA
Molecule: messenger RNA, 1739 nt
Organism: Desarmillaria tabescens
Lineage: Eukaryota; Fungi; Basidiomycota; Agaricomycetes; Agaricales; Physalacriaceae
Exons: 8
Coding region: 259-1653 (464 amino acids)
Source: RefSeq, a predicted model, not a curated record